Molecule: messenger RNA, 1149 nt
Organism: Symbiodinium sp. CCMP2592
Lineage: Eukaryota; Dinophyceae; Suessiales; Symbiodiniaceae
Source: the annotation of a GenBank genome assembly
AUGAUACGCAUCCGGAUGCUCUCGGGUGACGAGCUGAUGAGCCUGCCUGUGGAGGAGUUCACAAACGUGAAGUCCUUGAAACAGCGUCUGAAUCAGCUGCACGGCAUGCCACCACGGUUUCGGCAGCAGCUUCUUCUGAAUGAACAAAGUUUGGUUGAUGAGGCCAAAAUAGAAGCCGCUCCGAUGGACUUGGAUGUCGUGGUGCUCACUUUCGCGGAGGUCUCGCAGCAGCAAGCCAACGAGCUCGUUGCUGCUGCCGAUGUGGGUUCUGCGGAACUGGUGGAGAUGAUGCUGCAGGUCCCACAAGAUCCCAACUUGGCGAAUGAGCGUGGGGACCGUCCUCUGACAGAGGCUUCCCUAGGUGGCCACGUUGAAGUUGUGCGAGUACUGCUCGAAGCUGGAGCAGACAAGGAUCUUCCAACCAGCAAUGGCUCCACGCCUCUGCUUCUGGCAUGCCAGAAGGGCCAUGUCGAAGUCGUCUGUCUUCUGUUGGAAAGAGAUGCCAACACAAAUGUCGCGACCAAAGAUGGCGCCACGGCUUUGAUGUUGGCAGCUGGAGGCGGAUAUGUUGAAGUUGUAAAGCUUUUAAUGGACGCGGGCGCUAAGAAGGACUUGGCAACCUACCAAAGUGGCUUCACUGCUUUGAUGCUCUGUUCACAGCUUGGACACGCUGAAGCUGCUGGUCUGCUACUGGAGGCAGGUGCCGACAAGGAUGUGCCAACCUGCGACGGCGUCACGGCUUUGAUGCUGACAUCCGAGAAAGGCCAUGCCAGCGUCGUACGACUGCUCCUAGAGGCCAGGGCUGUCAUGGACUCGGCUACGCCGGGCAACGGCAACACUGCACUGUUACUGGCAUCGCGGCAUGGUCAUUUGGAGGUGGUGCGCUUACUCCUGGAGUUCGGAGCUGAUAAGGAUCUCGCGACUCUCGAAGGAGGUACUGCCCUUAUGCUGGCAGCACAGGAAGGUCAUGUGGAAAUUGCGAGGUUGCUGCUGGACAUGGGUGCAAGCAAGGAUUUGACAACGAGCAACGGCACCACUGCGUUGAUGCUGGCAUCUGGCGAAGGACAUCUCGGAGUCUUGCAGCUGCUUCUGAACGCCGGCGCUGACAAGAACUUAGCCACCCAUGGCGGCAAGAAACGGUCUGGCUGA